Candida dubliniensis CD36 is the source of this 519-nucleotide messenger RNA. Its product is annotated as mitochondrial 37S ribosomal protein mS41. Bases 1 to 519 code for a protein of 172 amino acids. Gene Ontology annotation, cellular component: mitochondrion. Lineage: Eukaryota; Fungi; Ascomycota; Pichiomycetes; Serinales; Debaryomycetaceae. The transcript has a single exon. The record is from RefSeq and is a predicted model, not a curated record.
AUGCUCAGGACAUUUCUUUUGCCUACUGUGCGUUCAAUUCAAUUGAAAUCGGUGAUAUCUCCUGUAUCCACUACUACUACUCUUCCAUCAAUUACAUGUAUUUCCUUUGCAUCUAAUUUUUCAACAUCAUCAAUAAACUAUAAAACCAAUACAUCAACAAGAACUAAAGAAAAUGUUCAUGAUUUAUCGACAUUCUUAACCUUAAUUGGUCGGAAUAGCAUUGAAUAUAAAGAUUUAUUUGAAGAUGAUUUGAAUAAGUUCUUAUCAACAACAUCUGCACAAAUGAAAAAUAUGGGUAUUGAUACUCGACCAAGAAGAUAUUUAUUACGAUGGAGACAUAAAUUUAUUAAUGAUUUAGAACCAUUAAGAGAACAUAAAUUGGGUAAGAAAAGAAAUGGUGGUGAAAGAAAGGCAAAAACUGUUAUUGCCAAAAGACAAGCUUUGGAACGUUUGGAAGAAAAAGAAAAAUGGGCACAAGAAGAAUUGGAAGCUGAAAAGAGAGGUGAAAGAUUGUUUUAG